Molecule: messenger RNA, 4459 nt
Organism: Leucoraja erinaceus (little skate)
Lineage: Eukaryota; Metazoa; Chordata; Chondrichthyes; Rajiformes; Rajidae
Gene: pdzd8
Product: PDZ domain containing 8
Exons: 5
Coding region: 637-4029 (1130 amino acids)
Biological process (GO): mitochondrial calcium ion homeostasis
Cellular component (GO): mitochondria-associated endoplasmic reticulum membrane contact site
Molecular function (GO): protein binding; lipid binding
Source: RefSeq, a predicted model, not a curated record
AUAAAGUUUAUUUUUGGAAUUUAAAAACAAAUCCUCCACAGAUAUUCCCUGACCUAGAGUCCCUCUAGAACUUUAUUAUUUUACAGGAGGCAAGACUACUUUUUGUCGAAGCAAAUUAUAUUAUAAAAAAUAUAUACAAAUGAGAAUAGAGAGCUCACUUAAAGACUGCAGUUGACAGGUCUCCCUGAACUCUUAUUUUGGCUCAACUUCAAUUAGAAAUAUGUACCGCUCAUAAUUGUCCGGGUCUUGUGGGUGAUUUUUGUUGGCGUGACAACUCCAUUGCAAUGUGGUCCGUUCACCUAGUUCCCCAUGUGUGUCUGUGAAUCAGUGCCCGAGUUCUGGGUCCGGAUCGGUGCAGCGCUGCUCGGCCACUGGGCAGGGGGCUGGAAGCUCCUCUAGUAUCUUUGGUUGGAAGCCGCGGGCGAGCGUUGUUUGCGCUGGUGCGGGGCGUGUUGCGCACGUACGCUGCUUUUGUGAAGAGGAGGCGGAGGGAAGGAAGAUAGGCACUUCUGUUUCAUUGUGCUGCCGGGUACAGGCCAUGUAAACACGGAGCCCUAAGUAAUGGUAGCAGAGUGGGGAGGAAGAGAGGGAAGGACAUGUAGAACAAGGAGGUGACUGAUACAAAGGGGAGCAGCGAUGAUUUAUAUAAUCCUGUUGUCUGCUCUGGCCGGGGCUCUGUGCGUGGUGGUGCUGCAGAUUUUAUUGCUGUACCGGAACAAACCCGAGGCUGUGCCCCGGCAUGUGCAGUAUGUUAAGCCCGUGGUCGAGCCUUCGUUGAAGGACUAUCUCAGCGGCGCCAAGGAGCCGCCGGCUUCCCCGGAAUCGACCGGCUCGGCGCCCGGGAACGGCGGCAGCGACAAGUCGGACAGCUGCCACUUUCUCAACGCCAUCUUUCUGUUUCUCUUUCGGGAGCUCCGCGACACCCCGAUUGUCCGCCACUGGCUGACCAAGAAGAUCAAAGUGGAGUUCGAGGAGCUGCUGCAGACGCGGACGGCGGGCCGGCUACUGGAAGGGCUGAGCCUGCGAGACAUCUCCCUGGGCAACGCUCUGCCCGUGUUGCGGAGCGCGCGCCCGCUCCAACCGUCGCCCGUCACCGCCAACAGCAGCGGCGGCGGCGGCGGCACCAGCAACAGCAGCGGCGGGCAGGACGACGAGGCCGGCGGCGUGCCAGACGAGCUCAACUUCGAGGUGGAGCUCGAGUACAACGGGGGCUUCCACCUCGCCAUCGACGUGGACCUGGUCUUUGGCAAAUCGGCCUACCUAUUCGUCAAGAUGAGGAGGGUGGUGGGCCGGCUGCGGCUGCAGUUCACCCGGCGCCCUUUCACGCACUGGUCCUUCGCCUUCAUGGACGACCCUUUCAUCGACUUCGAGGUCAAAUCGCAGUUCGAGGGCCGGCCCAUGCCCCAGCUCACCUCUAUCAUCGUCAACCAGCUCAAGAGGGUCAUCAAGCGGAAGCAUACCUUGCCCAACUACAAGAUCAGGUACAAACCAUUCUUUCCAUACCAAGUUCUUCCUGCCACAGCCGAUACAGUGAAUUGUGACCUCUAUUUACAACACGCGAACAUGACUGAGGGACGCCUAAAAGUCACUUUGGUAGAAUGCAGCAGGUUAUUUAUCCUGGGAUUGUAUGACCGUUCUGAAACCAUUCACUGUACUCUGGAGUUAAGUAGCGAUGUGUGGAAAGAGAAGACCAGAAGCUCCAUCAAAACGGUAGAGCUAAUUAAAGGAAAUUCACAAAGCGUAGGACUGGCUUUCCGCCAAAUCCAGGGCAACGAUGGGGAUGCAGUGCAUGUUACCGUGGAAACUGUGACCCCAAACUCGCCGGCCGCAGCUGCUGACCUCCAAAAGGGAGAUCGACUCAUUGCAAUCGGAGGAACCAAGGUGACAUCAUCUGUACAUGUUUUGAAGCUUAUAAAGCAAGCUGGUGACAAAGUAUUGGUUUAUUACGAAAGACCUGUUGGUGGACAUCGGAAUCAACAAUGUGGCUCACUCCAGGAGAACUGUGGCCAGCUUGAGGACACUGGGUUUAGUGCACAGUUUGGACAACAUGCAUUUGAUGAUGAUGGUAUUUUAGAUAAUGUUGACGGUAAAGACUUAGAUUCUGAAUUCGAAGAAUUAGUAUGUCCUGAAAUCAAACCACCGACCAUAAUCGUAAAGGAGGAUUUUGCACCAUCUAAUCUAAGUCCAAAGCGUUCAGUAGCUACACUUGCCACCAAGCCACUAGGAACCAUAUCCCCCAUUCUGAAUCGUAAAUUAAAUUUGGGGAAUUACCAGAUUCCCCUGAAAUCACAGCAAAAAGACGCAGCUAAGUUUGCCCAGCCAAAGUGUUUAGACGUCCCUGAUGGAGCACAGCAGCCAAGUAAGCCAGCAUUAGGAUCCACAAAUAAACCUCCGGUGCCCCCAAGGCCUCAGAUAAAGAUAAUUUCAGCUGCUUCUGAAGCCCAGAACCUGUCUGAAUCUGCAGACACAGCUACAGAAAAACUUGACAAAUCGGCAACAUCCAUCAAUAGUGCAGAGAAAAGUAUUGAAAAAAGUGUCAGUAAAAAUCUAGAUCAGAUGGAAGAUGCAUCUCAGUCCAGGCCAACAGCUAGUAAACAAGAUUCCAAGGAGAAAUUACCAGAACCUACCUGCAGAGUGCGCGAUGGGGCAGAAGGGAAUAAAAUCUGGGAGUCACCAGAGAUAUCCUAUCGCAAGAGAUUUGUGAAGUGGAACAAGGCAACGUGCGUGUUUGACGUUGAAGGACGCCACAGAUACAUCAACGUUGCCGUGUGGUGUAAAGAACCUUUUAAAUCAGGUGAACUCAUGUGUUUAGGCCAUGCAAGUAUAAAACUUGAAGAGAUAGCCAUGGAAUGUCUUUGCACUGCAUCAAUGGAGUUUCAGACAACCUUUCGGCUUAAUGCUCCUGAACCAAAAGCUGUUGUCAGUAGAACUGCAUUACGAAAUCUAAGCACUCAUAAGGGAUUCAAUGAGAAACUGUGCUAUGGUGACGUUACACUAAAUUUUACCUAUUUAAAAGAGGGUGAUACAGAAAACUCUAGCAUUCAAAUAGAAAGGGAAAAGGAAGAUCAUUUACAGGAGGAUAUUCCUGUCAUCAUUAAGGAGGAAACUGAUCCCUCGUGUAUGGACAAUAAGCACAAUUUCCAAGAUACUCAGUUUCAGAAUCCAACCUGGUGUGAUUACUGUAAAAAGAAAGUCUGGACCAAAGCUGCUUCUCAGUGCAUGAACUGUGCAUAUGUGUGUCAUAAAAAGUGUCAGGAUAAGUGUCUGGCAGAAGCACUUCUUCCAGGUCUCACAGAGAGAAGAGCUGAUUUGGAAGCCAAGCCGUCCUUUAACAGGUCAACAGGGUUAACACGGCAUAUCAUCAACACCAGCUCACGCUUGCUGAACCUGAGACCAGGACAAAGAGCUCGUCUUGCGGAUCCUAGUGUAGAUUUGGUGGAGCCUUCACCCAAACAAACUCCAAAUACAUCAGACAAUGAAAGCAGUGACACAGAGACGUACAGUGCCAGUAGUCCAUCCAAACGGGUGGCUUCUUCCAUGGGUAACAAGUUAUCAGUGAAGAAAGACGGUGGUCUCGACGAUAGUGUAUUGAUUGCUGUAAAGGAGAUUGGUCGAGACCUGUAUCGUGGAUUACCAGCCGAUGAACGAUUUCAAAAACUGUACUUGAUGUCAGAAAAGCUACAGAAUGAAAUAGAGUUGGAACUGGAACAGAAUUAUGCUCUGCAGAAAGAAGAAAAGGAUUGCACAGAUCCUAAAAAGAAAUGUCAUUUGUCUGCUGCUAUUUCAAAGUCAAUUGAACGGCUACAAGCCCUUACACUGCUCACAAUCCACUACAAAGCAGGAAUUGAUGAUUUAGAAUUUAGCGACUUUGCAUCUUCUGAACAACAGGCAAAAAAAGCCUCAAAGCUUACAGAUGAUAUUUUAUCCCUAACAACAGACGAUAUUGAUGUUGGCAGUCAGGCAGAUGUGCAACCACUUACUGAAGAAUCAAAUGAGCAAACUAUCGAUGAAACUGAAUCAAUUUCUUGACUUAAUUCAUUUUCCCCAUAAUUGCAGUAGAGAUAUUUACUAUUUACUAUUUUGUUGACUUUUCUUUUGCUUCUGUGCGAUUACGCAACUGUUAUUCUCUCUUGCAAAUCUGGCUGUUAAUGUGACUAUUGUGUCAAUAAACAAUGGCCAGAUCAAUUUAAGAUUUUCCCUUCCCACCAAAGUUUUUGUUUCCACAUCUAUGUAAAUUUGUGGUGUUAUGAUAUGCGGCUGAGUCCACAGUACGCCGGGACAGUUGAUGUAAAGUCUCUUCUGGGACCAGGUUUCAGAAUUCAAAUCAUGUUAAAACCUCUAAUCCUUUAUAUUAUUUGUUUGUUAUGUAGACGUUUCUUUGCCAAACCUGUAUCAAUAUAGUAAACUGUGUGGUGAGCUUUUUGUAUUUAUUGAAAGUAAAACUGGGUUUUCUUUGGUA